Microthlaspi erraticum is the source of this 1548-nucleotide messenger RNA. The record is from the annotation of a GenBank genome assembly. NCBI's taxonomy places the organism in Eukaryota, Viridiplantae, Streptophyta, Magnoliopsida, Brassicales, Brassicaceae.
AUGGCUUUCGUAAGCUUACUUGAAAUCUCCAUUGCUUUCUUUUGUUUCCUUAUCUUUCACUUGUUCUUGAUCACCAAAAAACCUCACCGCUCCUUUCUUACAAACUGGCCGUUGCUUGGUAUGCUACCAGGUUUGCUCGUAGAGAUUCCUCGUCUUUAUGACUUUCUAACCGAGGUUCUUGAAGACGCAAACUUAAACUAUCUUUUCAAAGGCCCCUAUUUGGGAGGCAUCGACAUGCUUUUCACCGUUGAUCCAGCUAAUAUCCACCACAUCAUGAGCACAAACUUCGCGAACUACCCUAAAGGAACGGAGUUCAAGAAGUAUUUCGACGUUUUGGGAAAUGGGAUUUUCAACGUGGAUUCGGAGUUGUGGAAGGAUCUGAGGAAGUCAUCUCAAGGCAUGUUGAUGAAUCCCGAGUUUCAAAGGUUUUCAUUAGCUACAAGCUGGAGUAAGCUAGAGAAAGGGCUUGUUCCACUUCUUGAUCACGUUGCCAAAGAGAAACUCUCUGUGGACUUACAAGAUGUGUUUCAAAGAUUCACGUUCGACACAACGUUUGUUCUUGCGACCGGGUAUGAUCCAGGUUGUCUCUCCGUAGGAAUGCCGGAAAUUGAGUUUGCAACAGCUUUAGACGACGCUGAGGAAGCCAUCUUCUACAGACAUAUCAAGCCGGAGAUGGUGUGGAAGAUGCAAAGAUUGAUUGGGGUUGGAGAUGAGUUGAAGCUGAAAAAAGCUCACGCCAUUUUCGAUCGUAUUUGCUCCAAGUGCAUAGCUUCUAAGAGAGAUGAGAUUUUUAAUCUCGGUUCUUCUUCUUGUUCUAAGGAUUUGUUGAUGUCUUCUAUGAAUGUGGAUACCAACAAGUACAAACUGUUGAAUCCAAGUGAUGACAGUUUCCUAAGAGACACGAUCAUGACCUUCAUGUUAGCGGGUAGAGACACGACAGGCUCAGCACUCACUUGGUUCUUCUGGCUUCUAUCUAAAAACCAAGAAGCCAUUGCCAAGAUUCGUCAAGAAAUCAACACAAACCUGAUCUCAAGAACCAAGGCUGAUGGUUUUGGCUCUGAUGAUUCAGAUUCAUUCAAUCUCCAAGAUUUAAAGAAGUUGGUGUAUUUACAUGGCGCUAUUUGUGAAGCCCUAAGGCUCUACCCACCUGUUCCCUUUCAGCACAAGUCACCUACUAAAAACGACGUCCUUCCAAGCGGACACAAAGUCAAAGCAAACUCGAAGAUUAUGUUCUGUACCUACUCAUUAGGGAGAAUGAAGUCGGUUUGGGGAGAAGAUGCGUUGGAAUUCAAACCGGAGAGAUGGAUAUCUGAGAGCGGAAAGUCGGUUCAUGAGCCAUCUUAUAAGUUCUUAUCAUUCAACGCCGGUCCAAGAACUUGUUUGGGGAAAGAAGUGGCUAUGAUGCAAAUGAAGACAGUGGCUGUGAAAAUCAUACAAAACUAUGAGAUUAAGGUCGUUGAAGGGCACAAGAUCGAGCCAGUUCCUUCUGUUAUUCUCCACAUGAAGCAUGGUCUCAAAGUCACAGUGACUAAGAGAUGUUUAGUCUGA